AUGACAGAGAAACCAGGAAACACAGCUACUUACCUCUUAGCAAAACAAGUCAAGCAACUUCCUGACGCACAUCGUGUCAAGGUCGUAAUAGUAGGUACGGGAAAUGUGGGAAUAGCAACAGCAAUAUCGAUAUUAUUCAAACGUCUGGCCUCAGAGUUAGUGUUGAUAGAUACCAAUGAGGAACUGGCAAGGGCAGAGGCUGAAGAUAUCAGUCACGCGGGUGCUUUCCUCGGUAAUCCAAAGAUCGUUGGGACGAAAAAUUACCUUGCGGCCAGUGAUGCGGCUGUCUGCGUCAUCACCGCAGGUGGCAGACAGCAUGAUCAUCAACAACCCAGUGAAAUACUUGGUAGUAAUCUCGAUAUAUUCAAGAGUGUUAUUCCGAACGUUUGCAAGUUUGCUCCCAAUAGUAUUUUAAUCAUCGUGACGAGUCCAGUCGAUAUCCUUUCAUAUGUAGCCUUGAGACUCUCUGGAUUCCCGCCCAAUCGUGUGAUAGGCCUUGGGACCUUUUUAGAUAGCUGUAGAUUCCAGUACUUUAUCGGUGAGAAAUUGGGCAUUUCACCAAGUUGUGUGCAGGCUUUUGUGAUCGGUGAAAACAGUCCAGUAUCUGUGCCCGUGUGGUCUGCGGUCUCGGUGAUGGGAAUGCAGCUAAAGGACAUAAACCGAGAGAUUGGUGGGAGAAUGGACCCUGAGGGAUGGAGCGAAGUGCAUAAUAAAGUUGUUGCUAGUAAUGAAGAGCUGAUGAUGAGGAAGUGUAACAAAUGGGCAGCGGGAGUUUGUGUCGCUGAGAUAGUUGACGCUGUUGUCAGGAACACAUGUGUUUCCAUGACAGUAUCUACAUUUAUCAUGGGAUGUAAGCAUGGAUUUGAGAAGGAUAUUUUCAUGUCUCUCCCCUGCAUAAUCGGCAGAAAUGGAGUUCAAUCAUAUAUCCGUCAUCUAUAUACGCAAGAAGAACAAGAAUUGACAACUAAAUCCUGUAAAUCUAUUUAUGAAGCUCAAAAAUCGAUUCUAGGAGCAUUGGAAUAG
This is a messenger RNA of Diachasma alloeum, 1023 nucleotides long. Its product is annotated as L-lactate dehydrogenase A-like 6A. Bases 1 to 1023 code for a protein of 340 amino acids. Gene Ontology annotation, molecular function: oxidoreductase activity, acting on the CH-OH group of donors, NAD or NADP as acceptor. Gene Ontology annotation, biological process: carboxylic acid metabolic process. The transcript has 6 exons. The record is from RefSeq and is a predicted model, not a curated record. NCBI's taxonomy places the organism in Eukaryota, Metazoa, Arthropoda, Insecta, Hymenoptera, Braconidae.